Messenger RNA from Mercurialis annua (annual mercury), 1733 nucleotides. RefSeq names its product alkane hydroxylase MAH1-like. The transcript has a single exon. NCBI's taxonomy places the organism in Eukaryota, Viridiplantae, Streptophyta, Magnoliopsida, Malpighiales, Euphorbiaceae. Gene Ontology annotation, molecular function: heme binding; iron ion binding; monooxygenase activity. The record is from RefSeq and is a predicted model, not a curated record. The coding region runs from base 33 to 1553 and encodes 506 amino acids.
UAUAUGUAUAUAGAGUGCGGCUGCAACAAAAAAUGCAUUAUGCAACAAUGGCCUUAAUAAGCCUUUCAGAAAUCUUUCUAGCAGUUAUAAUCUUUGUCAUUCUUCGUUCUCUCUCGAGUACCAAGGGCCAACCCAUAAAUUGGCCGAUCCUCGGAAUGCUGCCGGAUACAAUCUCAAACAUCCACCAAGCUCAUGAUAGGAUCACACAAGUUCUAGAGCAAAAUGGUCUCACAUUUUCGUACAAAGGUCCUUGGUUUUCCAGUGUUAAGUUUUUAGGCACAGUGGAACCAUUAAACAUCCACUAUAUAUUGAGCUCCAAUUUCACAAAUUUUCCGAAAGGGCCUGAAUUCUCCAAGAUAUUCAGCAUCAUGGGCGAUGGAAUCUUCAAUUCGAAUGAUGAUUCAUGGAAGAACCAAAGGAAACUUGCUCAAGCAUUGAUUCAUCACCCGCGAUUUCACCACUUCUCAAUGAAAACAUGUCAAAAUAUGAUGGAGAAAGGGCUUGCUCCAGUUCUUGAGCACGUCGCUGAUCGAGGAUCUAUCGUCGACUUACAAGAUUUGUUUCAAAGGUUUACAUUUGAUAUUACAUGCGUAUUGGUGACAGGCUAUAAUCCGAAAUGCCUAUCCAUCGACUUUCCAGAUGUAGAGUUCUCCAAGGCCAUACACGAUGCUGAAGAAGCAAUGUUUUAUCGGCACUUCUUCCCUGAAUUUUCGUGGAAGUUACAAAGGUGGCUGCGGUUUGGUCCAGAAUGGAGAAUGCAAAAAGCUUGGGAAGUUCUUGACGACGUAGCAACCCAAUGCAUAUCAAGAAAACGAGAACAACUAAAGAAACAGCUUGAUCCCGAAGAUGGAGAAGGCGUUGAUUUGCUAACAUCAUACAUGAGCAACAAUGCCGAAAUUAACAGCGCAAAAUUAGACGAUAAGUUCCUAAGAGAUGUCAUUAUAAAUUUCUUGAUAGCUGGAAGAGACACGACUAGUUCUGCACUAACAUGGUUUUUCUGGCUUGUUUUCAAGAAUCCACAAGUAGUAUCCAAGAUAAGAGAAGAAAUCAACGCAAAAAUACCCGAAAACUGUUCCAUAUUCGAACCGAAAGAGCUAAACGGUCUAGUUUAUCUUCAUGGAGCUUUAUGUGAAUCAUUAAGGCUAUACCCACCAGUUCCAUUCCAGCACAAAGCUCCUAUUCGAGAAGAUGUUCUUCCGAGUGGGCAUAAAGUCAAACCGAAUACUAAAAUUAUGUUUUCGUUAUAUUCAAUGGGGAGAAUGAGAUCAAUUUGGGGAGAAGAUUGUUUAGAAUUCAAGCCAGAGAGAUGGAUUAGUGAAGGAGGGAAGAUAAAACACGAACCAUCAUACAAAUUCUUAGCAUUUAAUGCAGGACCAAGGACUUGUUUAGGAAAAGAAAUCGCAUUCUCUCAAAUGAAGGCAGUUGCAGCUUCCAUCAUCAACUCUUACAAUAUUGAUUUAGUGGAAGGACAUCAUGUGUCCCCAGCAAGUAACUCCAUCAUUCUUCACAUGAAGCAGGGCUUAAAAGUUAGGGUUACCAGGAAACCGAUUUGAAUAUUUUUACUUUGAAAUUUAAGUCCCCAUCUAUUGUUUCUUUCAAACUUGUGCAAGAGUGUUGAUUAUUUGUUUUCUUUUGUUUUAUGAUUUGUUUUUUUAAUAAAUCAACUCUAGUUAGAACUUGAAACUCUAUAAUUGUGAUAAUCAGUCACAUAUUAAUUGAUUUACAUUCGAUAA